GUUCUAUUUAUGAAGUGUUCCAUUUAGCCUGAGGAUGAUCCAAUGAAUGGAUCGAAAACGUUUGUUUUAAUUAAAAAUAAUCUCUCAGCGAAAAAUAAGGUGUUGGAUUACAUAUUUGGUGCCAGUAAAUCAGUAAAUAAUAUAACAAUGAAGAAAGUCGGAAUUGCUCACCUGGGACUAGAGUCAAAAAGAAAUUACUACUGCAUGACUGAGGAGAAAAAUGCAGCAGAAUCGGCAUCGAGAGGAGAUGUCGUUUCAGCAUGUAAGGAAAGAGUGAAAAACUAUUAUCAAACCGAGUUUGAGUGUAUGAGAUCGUUCUGUUUCGAAGGGAACAUCUACGAUUUUCCAAUAAAAGAUUACUAUUUCGAUUUGCCACUGGAAAAAGCACUUCUGUUCGAAGGAAAUGUUACUAAAAAGGUAAAAUUACAAGAGUUAUUUGCCGAUAAGCAUAACAGAUAUCAAAGUAUUUUGGUUUCUGGAAAUCCCGGAUACGGAAAAUCCACUCUUUGCAAGAAAAUCGCGUACGAUUGGUCUUGCGAUGGAAAUGUAAAAGAUUACGUAUAACAUUUCGAUUUGGUCGUGGUCAUAAAUUUAUCCGAUCUUGGUACAACGAAUGUAAAAGAUGCUGUUCUUGAUAAAUUAUUUCAGGAAUCGCGUAAAGAAGCAAAAGAAAUUUUGGAAGCGGAAGAAUUAAACCUAUUGGUUAUUCUGGAUGAAUUUGACGAGACAACUAACAAAAAAUCUGUUUUAAAAUUUAUUAGAGAAGAUUCAUUUUACAUUUCUCUUCGAAUGACGAUCCUCGUCACCAGUCGACCAGAAGCCGCUGAAUGCAUGAAAGGGUACGUGCAAAUGCAUUUGUUGUUGCACGGUUUUGGAGAUGUAGAACGAGCUCAGUAUAUUAAACAAAUGUUUAGAGAUGAGAAAGAUGCUUUAAAACAAAUUCAAUUAAACAGCUUAUUGUUGGAAGGUAGAUUUAAUUUUGAAUUUAAUAGAUGUCCUCUGUUGAUACACGUGUUGUGCUGUGUCUUCAAACACACCAGAAUCAAUUACGAAGAAACUAAGACUGACUUGUUCAUUCGAAUAUUUGAUGUCUUUUCUGAAAGUUACAUACGCAAGUAUGCAAAUGUAAAAAAUUUCCAGAGAGGAAAAUAUUUCUUAGGGGAGAAUUUGUUAAUUAAAUUGGGAAAGCUUGCAAGUUUUUCAGGUAAAGUUUCACGGAUAAUUUUGGAAAAGCAUUUCC
Centruroides sculpturatus (bark scorpion) is the source of this 1240-nucleotide messenger RNA. RefSeq lists its product as uncharacterized. Bases 43 to 564 code for a protein of 173 amino acids. The record is from RefSeq and is a predicted model, not a curated record. Lineage: Eukaryota; Metazoa; Arthropoda; Arachnida; Scorpiones; Buthidae. The transcript has 3 exons.